UGCAUUCACUCACUCUCAGUCUCAUUCUCUCUUCUUUGUCCGGACAUGAGAGGCGCCAUCGCUGCCGCGGCGUGCGCCGUGCUGCUGCUCGCCGGCGGCAAUGGCGUGCUGUCGGCCAUGGAGGGGGACCGGGACAAGAUCGGGGCGCUGCCGGGGCAGCCGAACGUCAGCUUCGCCCAGUACUCCGGCUACAUCACGGUGGACGCCGCCGCCGCCAAGAAGCGGGAGCUCUUCUACUACUUCGCCGAGGCCGAGCUGGAUCCGGACACCAAGCCUCUCGUCCUCUGGCUCAAUGGAGGCCCUGGCUGUUCAUCAGUGGGGGUGGGAGCAUUCUCAGAGAAUGGGCCAUUCAGGCCUAGUGGCAAUGUGCUGGUGAGAAAUGAGUAUAGCUGGAACAAAGAGGCCAACAUGAUGUAUUUGGAGAGCCCUGCAGGAGUGGGCUUCUCCUACUCCACUGACCCUUCCUUCUAUGGGGGUGUUGGUGACAGCAGGACAGCUAGGGACAACUUGAGGUUCUUGCAAGGCUGGUUUGCCAAGUUUCCACAGUACAAGGGCAGGGACCUGUACAUCACAGGAGAGAGCUAUGCUGGCCACUAUGUUCCACAACUAGCACAACGCAUGGUGGAAUUCAACAAGAAAGAGAAGCUGUUCAAUCUGAAAGGCAUUGCUCUGGGAAACCCGGUGCUGGAGUUCGCCACGGACUUCAACUCGAGGGCGGAGUUCUUCUGGUCGCACGGCCUCAUCUCCGACGCCACGUACCGCUCCUUCACGGCGGUGUGCAACUACUCCCGCUACGUCAGCGAGUACUACCGCGGCUCCCUCAGCGCCGCCUGCGACGCCGUCAUGGGCGCGGUGGCGACGGAGACCAGCCGCUUCGUCGACAAGUACGACGUCACCCUCGACGUCUGCGUCUCCUCGCUCUCCAUGCAGUCCCUCUCCCUCGCCCCGCAGCGAGGGAGCAGGGAGCUGGACGUGUGCGUGGAGGAUGAGACGAUGGGGUACCUGAACCGGAAGGACGUGCAGGAGGCGAUGCACGCGCGCCUCGACGGCGGCGUGGCCAAGUGGACGGUCUGCAGCAGCGUCCUGGAGUACAGGCAGCUGGACCUGCAGAUCCCGACCAUCAACACCGUCGGCGGCCUCGUCAAGUCCGGCGUGCCGGUGCUGGUCUACAGCGGCGACCAGGACUCGGUGAUCCCGCUGACGGGGAGCAGGACGCUGGUGCAGCGGCUGGCGGCGAGGCUGCGGCUGAACACGACGGCGCCGUACCGCGUGUGGUUCCAGGGGAGGCAGGUGGGCGGCUGGACGCAGGCGUACGGCGGCGGCGGGACACUGGCGUUCGCGACGGUGAGGGGUGCGUCCCACGAGGCUCCGUUCUCCCAGCCGGAGCGCUCGCUCGUCCUCUUCAGGGCCUUCCUCGCCGGCCGCCCGCUGCCGGACUCCUUCGAGUGAACAGCGCCACCCCGAUCAUCGGGGACGAGACGACGGACCUCCAUGACUGCAAGCUUAAUUACUUACUAGCCAGCUAGGAUCGAGCGGAGGGUGCAAGCUGCGAGAUGUAUUUGCCCGUGCUGCUGAUCGAGAUGUGCGAAAUUGUCCGGGCAAAGUGGGAAUCUGAAUUGUUUCUUGGAAAAUAUAUAUAGCUAGGAUGUAGAACUCGUGCAAUCCAAGCACAAACAGUGCGCCACACUGCCAAUGGGCGCCUCGAUCAGCGUUCAGAUCGGGUGAGAUCCAUUAUUAAUUUACGGCAAAGUUAUUUGAGACAAGAAGGUAGAAGGGCCGGUUCUAUAAUUUUGAGGGUCCUAUAAGACUCCAGCAUCAUGGACUAUUUAGGCUAAAUAUUUUCUACUUGUAAUAUUGAAGAGAAGUGACAAAUAAACAACAUCAGUAACGUGGUAAA
Molecule: messenger RNA, 1897 nt
Organism: Oryza brachyantha (malo sina)
Lineage: Eukaryota; Viridiplantae; Streptophyta; Magnoliopsida; Poales; Poaceae
Product: serine carboxypeptidase-like 45
Exons: 9
Coding region: 46-1449 (467 amino acids)
Biological process (GO): proteolysis
Cellular component (GO): vacuole
Molecular function (GO): serine-type carboxypeptidase activity
Source: RefSeq, a predicted model, not a curated record